Messenger RNA from Quercus robur (English oak), 699 nucleotides. RefSeq lists its product as uncharacterized. The record is from RefSeq and is a predicted model, not a curated record. The transcript is spliced from 2 exons. The coding region runs from base 1 to 699 and encodes 232 amino acids. Gene Ontology annotation, molecular function: zinc ion binding. Lineage: Eukaryota; Viridiplantae; Streptophyta; Magnoliopsida; Fagales; Fagaceae.
AUGAUUGUGAAGACUAGAGACAAGUCCAUCUUAUCAAUGUUGGAGUGGAUCAGAGUUAGGCUUAUGAGCAGGCUGUAUAUAAAGAAGACUGGCAUAGAAAAGUAUGGUGGCAAUUUGUGUCCAAGCAUACAAAAAAAGUUGGAGCAGUUAAAAUUAGAGUGUAAGGGUUUCUGUACAAUUCCUUUUGGGAGGUUUGUGUAUGAGGUUGACAAUGAGAGGGAAAGACAUGUAGUGGACUUGGUAAAUAGGACAUGCAGUUGUAGAGUAUGGGACUUGACAGGAAUACCUUGCAAGCAUGGAGUUGUAGCCAUUUUUGUGAAUCGUGAGAAACCAGAAGACUACAUUCAUCCAUGCUACUACAAGAAUGCUUAUGUGGAGACAUACAAGACACCCAUACCUCCCAUGCCUGGCCAGUCUGAGUGGAUGUCAAGUGGCCAACCCAAGCCUGUUGCACCUACUGUUUAUAAGCCACCAGGCAGGCCAUCUAUGAAGAGGAAGAGAGAUGCUAAUGAGCCGAACCCUUAUAAGGUGUCUAGAGGAAACAGGCCAGUGAGGUGUGGAAGGUGUCAACAGGAAGGGCACAAUGCAAGGGGAUGCAAGGCCAAUGUCACUGGUGAGACAGCAUGGGAGAAGAGGCAGAGAUUGCAGAAAGGGAAAUCUGGAAGUGGAAGGCCUUCUACACACAGACAAGGAUCCUAG